Molecule: messenger RNA, 829 nt
Organism: Lobosporangium transversale
Lineage: Eukaryota; Fungi; Mortierellomycota; Mortierellomycetes; Mortierellales; Mortierellaceae
Product: putative polysaccharide biosynthesis protein
Exons: 4
Coding region: 39-479 (146 amino acids)
Cellular component (GO): cytoplasm
Source: RefSeq, a predicted model, not a curated record
CACAGUUAAAGUAUUUGAAUCAACUCAAACGCAUCGCCAUGUCUCUUCCAUCAGCUGACGAGUUGGAGCAACUCGAGGAAAUUGAAAAGCAGUGGGCAGUCAAAGCUAUGCACCAUGCUGAGACUUAUUUCUCACUCCUCCAAGCAAUGGAUGGAUCCAAGCUCAAGCUUACAAAGAUUGACGACGAAAUUUACAACGAUUUCAUCUCAACAUUUGGUGCAGAUUUCAAGAUUGACGUGCUAGAUGAAAACAAAGACUUCAAGUCUCCAGAAAUGAAGGAGAAAUGGCGUAAUUUCAUCAACAAAUACGAGGGCGGUAAAGUCACCGAUUAUAACUUUGGAUCCUUGCUCCGGAUUGAUGCCAGCAAGGAAUACACAGAGGACAACAGCAUGUUUGUCACUCGCAUGCAGUUUUUGGCCAUUGAGAUUGCUCGUAACAAAGCUGGCCUCAACUCUGUCCACUGCAAGUCAAAAAAGUAGAUUUUACCAUAUUUAGAAGGCUCAAGAGUGACAAUAAUAGAAUAACAUGGGAGCUUUAUUUCUCUUGUUAUUACAUGGUAUAUAAAAAUGUGUAUUUGUUGUUUGAACAACCGCGCAUUUUGCAGUCGAGCAUUAUUUUGAAUUUCCUUGUAAUCCCUCUUCCUCCAUUUUUUUUUUCUCUAGUCCCACAUUUGCUUGCCGCGUUUCUUGCGCGACUGUUUCUCUUGUUGUUUAUCGACUCUGACUUCAUCCUUCUCUGCAUUCAUCAAUCCACGUUCCAUUGUCUUUUCCUUGCGUAUCUUAGCCUUUGUGCUUAGUGACUUUUUCUUGAUCGUUUUCUUUGGUUUGUC